Messenger RNA from Centropristis striata (black sea bass), 1568 nucleotides. RefSeq names its product mitotic arrest deficient 2 like 2 (gene mad2l2). Lineage: Eukaryota; Metazoa; Chordata; Actinopteri; Perciformes; Serranidae. The coding region runs from base 312 to 944 and encodes 210 amino acids. Gene Ontology annotation, cellular component: zeta DNA polymerase complex. The record is from RefSeq and is a predicted model, not a curated record. The transcript is spliced from 8 exons.
UGACGUCAAUGUAAUGCGCAAACGAUCUUUGAAUAAGGUUAGGAAAAGCCGCGUUUCGGUUCGUGACAUUAAUUGUAUCGUCAGUUCGUUUUACAAAUAUGGCGACAUUUUUUUCCUCAGAAUCUUCCGUUGAUCUUGUUUGAAAUCUGACAGCUUACUCCUGCCCUCCCGUUGGUUGUCAUCGCCAGGCAACGACAAAGAAGAAUAAAAAACUAAAAAACAGCCUCAAGAUAAUGAACGCUUGACACACUACCGCUUUGCUAACGUUAGCUAGCUGGAAUAUUGGCUAUUUGAUUAAUUUAACUGAAAACAUGACAACUUUAACAAGACAAGACCUCAAUUUUGGACAAGUGGUUGCUGACAUCCUUUGUGAGUUCCUGGAGGUCGCUAUCCAUCUCAUCCUGUAUGUCCGUGAAGUUUAUCCCUCUGGAAUAUUUCAGAAGAGAAAGAAAUACAACGUGCCCGUGCAGAUGUCCUGUCAUCCAGAACUGAAUCAGUAUAUCCAAGAUACACUUCAUUGUGUAAAGCCACUCAUUGAGAAGAAUGAUGCAGAGAAGGUGGUGGUGGUCAUCAUGGACAAAGAGCAUCAUCCAGUAGAGAGAUUUGUGUUUGAGAUUUCCCAACCUACUCUGCUGUCAAUCAGCUCGGACACAUUACUGUCACAUGUGGAGCAGCUGCUGAGAGCAUUCAUCCUGAAGAUCAGUGUGUGUGAUGCUGUUUUAAACAAUAACCCACCAGGUUGUUCAUUUACAGUACUGGUACAUACCAGAGAUGCUGCGACUCGCAACAUGGAGAAGGUUCAAGUCAUCAAGGAUUUCCCAUGGAUAGUCGCUGAUGAGCAGGAGGUCCACAUGCAGGAGCCAAGACUCAUCCCACUGAAGACCAUGACUUCUGACAUAGUAAAAAUGCAGCUCUACGUUGAAGAGAGAGCCCAGAAAACGUAGAUGUAGUAUAUAACAAGCACAUCUUAUCAGAGCUGGAACAGUCGGGGGGAAAAACAUGUGGGAUCAUCAAUCCAGUUUGAAGGGUUGCACUGAUACUCUGACAUUUCAUGACAUCAAGAAUCAAAUCUGCUGAUGACUGUUCACUGUCUGACUGGGAUUUGAUCGCAUGCUAUACACAUAUGCAUGUUAUUUUAUUGUCAUGUAUUGUGUUUUGUUGCUUUUCCUGCAGAUUUGUAGUUUAACAUGAUGAUCCAAAUGUAGCUGUGGCAACAUGACCAUUAAAUGCCAGAGGUAAUGUAACGGCCCAGUGUUACCAUACUGGAUUUCACCAUAAUCAUCAACACCAACAUCUUCUUCCAACUGUGCCGUAUCUUCACUGUAAAAAUAUUGACACAUUUUUUUGACACGUUUUUUUUGUAUCGCCCACUGUUAUCAUUGCAGGUCUUUGCAUGGUGGGGUAAAAAGGAACUCGGUGUGUUUUUCAUGCUCGCCUCCAUAAUUACAUGACAAAUACAAAGUUUUGAUGUUGUGACAAAGAAAGAGUUUUUAACGCUGAUAUAAGAUUUUAUUAUGUGGGAAAAAAUAUAUGAAAUUGUAUUAAAUAAAGAAAAAGUUUUCAAAGCA